This is a messenger RNA of Peromyscus californicus insignis, 4353 nucleotides long. RefSeq names its product 5-azacytidine induced 2 (gene Azi2). The transcript has 7 exons. Gene Ontology annotation, cellular component: cytoplasm. The record is from RefSeq and is a predicted model, not a curated record. Bases 435 to 1286 code for a protein of 283 amino acids. NCBI's taxonomy places the organism in Eukaryota, Metazoa, Chordata, Mammalia, Rodentia, Cricetidae. Gene Ontology annotation, biological process: canonical NF-kappaB signal transduction.
GCGCUGCGCUGGCACACAGCCUGUGGGCAGCGGCGGCACCUUUGUGGGCUGCGGGGCGUGCGUGGACCCUUCUACAACCCUCUCGGCCUCGCCGCCCCGAGGAGGGCAGCGGGCGCCGGCGGCCCCGGUGCUGGCGCGCGUGCUGCUGGGUAACGGGCCUGCUCGGGAGGCCCCGGGCCGCUCCUGCUCGGCUUAACUGUGACCUCCGGGGCUCCCGACUCCCGGCCCGCGGGAGCCGCGGCCGAAGACAUGGGACUCCCUCGGUGCACCCGUGGCGGCCACCGUGACGGGGGAAGCGGUGGUGUCUUCGAGGAAACCGGAAGCCCGUGGUGACCCCUGGCGACCCGGUUUGUUUUCAGUCGGUUUCCAAACACUGGGGAAGCGAAACCCGGUGGCCUUGGGGGCGGCCCUUCGUAGCCAGGGUUCAGGCUGCCAUGGACACACUAGUAGAAGAUGACAUCUGCAUUCUGAAUCAUGAAAAAGCCCACAGAAGAGAGACAGCGACUCCACUCUCGGUGUACUCAGGAGAGGAAUCUGUUGCUUCACAUUUUGCUCUUGUCACCGCGUAUGAAGACAUCAAGAAGAGACUUAAAGAUUCAGAGAAAGAAAACUCUCUCUUAAAGAAAAGAAUAAGAGCUUUGGAAGAAAAGCUUGUUGGAGCUCGAGUAGAUGAAGAAACAAGUUCUGUGGGACGAGAACAAGUGAAUAAGGCCUAUCAUGCAUAUCGAGAGGUUUGCAUUGAUAGAGACAAUUUGAAGAACAAAUUGGAGAAAAUAAACAAAGACAACACUGAAUCUUUGAAAGUAUUGAAUGAACAGCUACAGUCUAAAGAAGUAGAGCUUCUGCAGCUAAGAACAGAGGUGGAAACGCAGCAGGUAAUGAGGAAUUUAAAUCCACCUUCAUCAAACUGGGAAGUGGAAAAGUUAAGCUAUGACUUGAAGAUCCAUGGUUUGGAACAAGAGCUGGAACUAAUGAGGAAAGAAUGCAACGAUCUCAAAAUAGAGCUACAGAAAGCCAAACAGACGGGGCCAUCUCAGGAAGACAUUCUGCAGGACAGAGAUCUCACCAGACCAAGCUUGCCGAGAGAGGAGCAUGUCCCACACCAGGGCCUUCUCCACAGUGAUAAUAUGCAGCAUGCAUACUGGGAACUGAAGAGGGAGAUGUCUAACUUGCAUCUGGUGACGCAAGUGCAAGCAGAACUACUAAGAAAACUGAAAACCUCAGCUGCCAUCAAGAAAGGCAAGUCACUGCUGGCUGGAAGUGCUGAGUCCAGCCAGACUGCCUGAAGAGCAGCUAGCUACUUUAUCUUAUCAAAACCUCAUCCUGUGACUUCGAUACGCAGUCUCUACUGCACACCCAUUCCCUGCUUUGGCCUCAGCCUCUAGCUGGUCAGCUUCACACAUAAAAGUGUUGCUGGUAUUUUUUCUUCAGUACUAUAUUCUUUUCCCCUUGUGGCUUUUCUCAGCCAAGUGUUGCUUAUAUGUGUAAGGCCAAGGUGUUAGGUUUGCUCUAGUUGGCUUUUUACCACAACUAUCUAUAUUUAAAAAGAACUCCAGACCCAAGUUUCAUUUCAGUACUAUCAAGUAUACCAGAGACCUAGCUUUUUAUUUUCAAAACAACUCCGAUUCAUUUAGUUCUUGACAUCUUUUUAUAGGCUUUCCUUUCCAUACAAGAUGUCUGAUUUGAAGGCAGACUCAACCAAAAUUUUUCAUUGCUUUCUUUUUAUAUCCAGUAUUUGACUAAAGCUUUUGGGUAUUAUGUUAGCUAGUAGCGUGUCCUUUUGCCAGCGCUGUUUUUGUAUCUUAGAAAACAAUGAGUGUGUUUGCACCUCACAUUGCGUAAUAGGUUUACAUCUGAAACGUACAGUAUGCAUUUAAUCUUAAAUUUGACUUUCCAAAGGAAUGUGAUGUCACUUUGAAAAGUGACCAGCUUUUAAAAUUGUUAUUUGCACCUCUGAUUGUCCUAAAGAAGAACAAGAAAAUUGUUUUAUAAAUAUUCUCAAGAGUAUUUGUAAGGGAAAAUAUUUCACACUAGGGAAAAAAAAUGCACACACAAUUUAAAGUUUCUUUUGCUUUCUACAGUGUUGGGUACUUAAGAAUCAGGCAAAUUAAUGUGGUGUUAAGCAAACACAGCUCAAUUUAUGGUUCACCUUGCCCUUGUUUUUCAGUAGUUAAGAUUACUUAUGAAGAUCCAUAGGUGGAUGGCAGAAAUAAGACUUCUCCUUAAACUGACUCAGCUAUUGUGGAGCAAGCUGUUAGUACAACUGCUCACACAAAUAGUGCGUUCCAAAGCAUAGUAAAGAAGAGCUCUUUCCAUCCUGUCUUCUAUUGUUGGGGAUACAGAGUUGUAUUAUUACUUAUGAAUGUCUGGCCUUAGCUUGGCUUAGUUUCUUGCCAGAUUUCCUUAACUUAUUCCAACUACCUUUUACCUCAGGGCUUUUCCUUUUCUCUAACUUCUGUAAAUCUUACCCUUAUUCCAUGGCUUGCUGUAUACCUGGGUGGGUUGCCCCUGGAGUCAUCAUCCUCCUCUGGCUGCUAGAUCUUCGAUCCCUCCAGAAGUUUUCUCUCUCUAUAUUGUCUGCCUGCCAGUCCCUUCUAUCCUUUCUCCUGCCUUGCUAUUCUUUAUUAGAAAAGAACUUUAUUAGUUUUUUUUUUUUUUGGUUUUUCAAGACAGGGUUUCUCUGUGUAGCUUUGCGCCGUUCCUGGAACUCACUUGGUAGUCCAGGCUGGCCUCGAACUCACAGAGAUCCGCCUGGCUCUGCCUCCCGAGUGCUGGGAUUAAAGGCGUGCGCCACCACCGCCCGGCGAACUUUAUUAGUUUUUUAUUCUUUAUACAGGCACAGUAACACAGCUUCACAGAGUUAAACAAAUGCAACAUGAACAAAAGUAACACACUUUAAAAUAGUCUACUACAGUCUUCCUUAAUUGGCUGAGAACACAUACUUUUGAUGCCUUUACACUAUCAGUUUCUAGAACAUUUCCUUGGACAAAGUUAAGUCUAAGGGACCAGUAGUCACUUGGCUGAGAACACAUACUUUUGAUGCCUUUGCACGAUCAGUUUCUAGAACAUUUCCUUGGACAAAGUUAAGUCUAAGGGACCAGUAGUCACCAGUCCCUACAGCUGUUUUCAGUAGAAGGGGUUAUGGCUCACUUACUCUUGACCUGCCCAUCACUGUUGUCCAGAAGAAUUAAUUACUUUCAGUUUUUUCACUCUAUUUACCCUUCCUACCCAAAUGUUUCAAUUUGUUUCUUCUACAAUUACAUGAGUGGGCUCAGCAAGUGGAAGGGCUCACCUACAAGCUUGAGGACCUGUGUUCAUCUGGAACUCAUAGUGGAAGCAAAGAACCAACUCCGGAAAGUUGUCCUCUGACCUUUAUGCUCAUGUGCAUUCUCAUGCUCACAAACAUACACACGUAAAAAUAAAAUAUUAGGUUGCAUAGAACCAAGCCUUCAAUACACAUGGUCAUCCUUAGGUUGAGAAAAAAAUGUAGCUUUCACCUGUGGCAAGACUGAAUGAGAAUAAAAGAUGCUACUGUUGUCCGUACGCUGGCUGUAGCUGAAUAAUAACCUCAUAGCAGUCUUUUCUAAGCCACUGUAUGUAUGAAAGACCUUCUAAUUUCCUUUUUAAAUUGACCAAAGCAGAAUUAUGUUUACCAUUAAAUUUAUUAUAAGAAAUUGAACUUACAGCUUCUAUUUCAACUACUUUAUCCAUAAAAGCCUUCGAAUAUAUGUUAAAAUUUCAUUUGACUCUUAAGAAUUCAAAGUAUAUUUAUAAAAAUAAGUUACUUUUGGACCCUCUCCCGUAGGGAAGUUUGAAUAAGCAAAGGAAUAUAUUUAAAACCUACUAAUUUCUUAAUGACUUUCUCAGUCUCCACUAACACCAAUAUGAUCUAAAACCUGCUCACUAGCCACAUUAAAGGCCAAGAGCUUUACUUGCCUUUGCCUUGUAAAGAGAUGACACUUUUUACACCAUGUAGACUCUUUAUCAGCAGGAGGACACAGCAGGAAGGGAUUCCUACAUCCAUUUUACAGAUGAAGCAGUUGAGUGAAUGACCUUGAGUCAGUGUCAGUAAGUAUGUGAUCUAUCAGAAUUCAAAUGUUAAGUAUCUCCAAAUCAGUUUCCCAAUGAUCAUAGUAAAUUAGAAAUGUUCAUUUUAGUGUCAGUUGUAAAAUUGGUAUGUGAUAUGUUUACAAUCACAAAUGCUAGAAAACUGACACUCAGCCUAUGCUUUCUUUUUAGCCUGCACCCCAGCAGGAUGUGUUGAAGACCUUGGGAGAGACAGCGCGAAAUUGCACUUGACAAAUUUCACUGCAACAUACAAAAGACAUCCCCCUUUGUCACCAAAUGGCAAAG